This is a messenger RNA of Closterium sp. NIES-67, 3809 nucleotides long. NCBI's taxonomy places the organism in Eukaryota, Viridiplantae, Streptophyta, Zygnematophyceae, Desmidiales, Closteriaceae. The record is from the annotation of a GenBank genome assembly.
CGCCACCUUGGACCCCUCCCACCCUUCUAUUUGCUUCCUGGCUCUGCUACUGCCCACCCUGACCGCGGCCUUUGUAGAACAACUACCCCAACAGGAGUUCUCGUGUUCGACUAGAAUUUCCGACGAUAUGAAUGGGAGCGAAACUAACAUCUAUUGGAGGUGGCGUCGAGAGUGUGCCAGGCCUACUCGAAGGAAUAAAAGCCAGAAGCAACAGAUGGGGCUUGUGGAACCGCGUCGGAGGCUAAAGCUUGCCGUGAAUUGGGUAUUCACGGCGAUGUGGAUCCUCGUGUCAGCUGUCACCUCGAUUAUUCGAAGCCCGCUGCAGAGAGCUGGGAAGAGCCUGCUCACAAAGAGCAAAACGUCUGCCGUGUUGGCUUGGCGGGGGAUCAAGCAGCGCUUUGCGCGACGCAGCUUAUCCAAGAAGCCCGCUGCCAUAAGCAAGGCCCGUUCCCUUCCAUUUCUGAGGAUAUUCAAAAGAGAAUCUCCAAUCAAACUGAAGUCGCUAGUCAGCAGGGCGAAAAAGCAGCCUGCUAAAGUGAGUUGUGCUGUCAUUCGUCAUAUGAGGGUGCCAUUAAAACGCCUUUCUCACUCAAUUUUCCGUUUUCCGCUGCAGAGGAGCUGGUUUGGCUCGAGGUCGCGAGUUGCGCCACAGGCGCAGAUGCAAGACGACCCGUGGAUUGUUGACUCGAAUGUAGACACGUGGCCAAGUUUCGCCGCUAGCGGCCAACAACUCAUGCGGCGAGGCUUCUCCCUGGACAGCUUCAUGGCAGCGGAGCCUGGACCUCCCUGGGCCAUUGCAGACAAGAGCAGGUGUCUUUGCACGAAGCGGUCUUCCCAGGUUGAAGCGAUUGAAGCGACACAGCCUAGUUGUUUGGGCCUCAGCACCCGGGGGGUGCGGUGGAGCCGAAUCGGUGGCAUGUGCGGCAUCCGUGCAGCGCGUUGGGAGACGCCCGUCGGCGACUUGGGCGGUGGCAAGGCGAUGGGCUUUGAUGAGACAGAUGGCGAUGGCGCGCCAGGGUGUGAUGGCAGCAGCUGCGCCGCGUCAGCGCACAGCACUACGGACAACUCGACGGAGUCCGCCAAGGAGCGGCAGGAGAGAGAGUUCCUGGCCGAGCUGAGGAAGCUGGAAGACCGCUGCAGGCCUCCGCCCUCCACCGCCAUAGGCCGACACUCGCUCAAGGGUGGACGCGCCAAGUGGGAUGCUGACCUCAUAUCUCCAAUACUGGGAAGCGAAGGUGUGGGCGGGAAGGGCAGGAGCAACGAGGAGCAGGAGGGCCCAAGGCAGGGCAUGCUGACAGGAAGGACGAGCACGAAGCGGUUCGGCAGCCACGAUGUGAGUGCUGCCAUGGCCGCCUCUGCUGUAGACUUCCCUGCCUGCGACCCCACUGCACUGCUGCCGCGCUCCGCACGCCACAGCUCCUGCUUUGGAGGCACUUCCCCGCUCGUCUAUCUGGAGGUUGAUGAAGAUGCUGAGAUGUACGGUGGAGAUGCGCUGAUGGACGGCGUGGAGUUGGAGGUGGUGGAGGAGUCGCUGCCCGGGUGGGGCAAGGAGACGGUGCGGUGCUUCAACCCCUGGUGGAGCUGGUGGCGCUGGGACGACGACGCUGGGCCGUGGGGCAGUGACGCCGAGGACGAAGACGAAAGGGGAAGGCGGGUAGGCAACGAGGAGAAGGAGGGGGGGGAGGAAUACGGGGAGGAAGAGGAGGAAGAAGACGAGGACGAGGAGGAAGAAGAAGAGGAAGACGAGGAGGAGGAAGAUGAAUUGGAAGAGGAGGACGAUGACAGUGAUGAGGAGGACGAGGAUGGGAAAAGGAAUGAUGUACGAAAGGGACUUAGUUCUUUUUGCCAAGGCGAGAGUCAUGCCGAUAGUGAAGUGGGGGGAGGAAUGGAAGUGGCUGUGGCUGAGAAGCGUGGGUGUGACGGAGCAGUAAGGAGUGUGAGCGGGGGUCGGGCGAGUGAGGGCGGUGGUGGUUCGCAUGGCAUGAGGGGCUCGUCGCCUGCAUGUGUGCGAUCUAGCGAUGGCGAGGCGAGUGAUGGCAUCUGCUGGAGCGACUUGGCUGACAGCGAGGGGCUGGGCGUGCGCAGUGGGGAGGAGGCGGAGGUGCUGGAGAAGCUGUUGCUGUACGCGCAGAGCGGCAGCACGGCCGAUGGAAACGCCGGAGAGGUGGACGUGGCAGCUUUGGGCGAUGCUGCGAGUGUGGAGUGUUGCGACGUGCACGGCGGAGCUAGCAGGUCCAGCGUGGGUGGUUGUGAGACAACAGUGGAGAAAGGCGUUCUAGAGGGGGGCUGUGUCAUGGACGAGAGGGUGAACGUGGAGGUGGCGAGCAACUCAGGUGGCCGCACACAAGACAGCAGCACCGCUGGUCCGUGCUCAGUGCAGGCGGCUGGCGUUGGUGGCUGUGGUAGGCGUGGCGAAGCAGUGCAGUGCGCGAGAGCAGUCAGCACCCUUGACCUGCAACCGGAAGGUGCAGCGCCUGGGGGUGCGCUUGAGGCGGAGAUGCCGCUGCAGCGGAAGCUAAGACCAGCAGGCAGGCGGAGCAGCAUGGGCGGUAGCGAGGGCGGGCCCGCGGCUGAUGAGGAAUGGCAGCGCGCGGCACAGGCAGUGCUGGGAGCCUGCAGUGCAAGCAGCGAUGGCAACGUGAGAAUCGUGCGGUUUCUAGACAUUUUUGACGUGGGGGGGUGUGUGGGCGAGGGGCGGUGGGGCAAGGUGUUCAGGUGCCAGCACAGGACGUCGGGGGAGUGGCUGGCGUGCAAGACGCUGCGCAAGUCGGAGCGGCGCAUCCCCGUGUUGCAGCAGGAGAUCAACCUGCUGACGUCGCUGGCCCACGUGCCCAACGUGGUGUCGCUGCGUGGCGUGUACGAGGAGCCCAAGCGCGUGCACCUGCUGCUCGAGCUGGGCCGCUGCGACCUCUUCUCCGUGGUGGAGGCGGGCGGCGGGGUGGAUGAGGCGAGCGCCAAGGCCAUGUUCCGCGGCAUUGCGCAGGGGCUGGCGGACAUCCAUGCGUGCGGCAUCAUCCACCGCGACAUCAAGCUGGAGAACGUGCUGCUCGUGGGACCGGCUGCCACCAGGCCCAGGGCAGACUGGGGGCAGGGAGACGAGGCAGCAGGGGUGGACGCAGCAGAGGAGGUAGAGGCAGGCACGUGCGAGUACAGGGAGCAGGACGCAGUGAAGAUCACUGACUUUGGGCUGGCGGCGCAGCUGCAGGUGGGGCAGUGGAUGGGGCCGGACGUGACGGGGUCGCCGCACUACAUGGCGCCGGAGGUGGCGCUGGGCGCGCAGUACAACCACAAGGCGGACGUGUGGUCCGCGGGCAUCGUGCUGCACGCGCUGCUCUUUGGCGUGUACCCCACGUGGAACGAGGACAAGGGCGCCGUGGACAUAUCUCGAGAGAGGGUGAGGAAGGCGAGCGAUGCAGGAGGCUCGACAAGUUGUGAGAGGAAGGCAGGUGGGCUCAGCAGCACAGGUGGCGAUAGCAGUGGCAACGGUGGCAGUGCUCGCAAUGGUGGCAGUGGUGAUGUUGGAGGGAAGGUGGGUGUUUCGCGGAGUGCCCGUCGGCUGCUGAAGUUGCUGCUGCAAGUGCGGGUGGAAGGGAGGCCCACGGCAGAGCAGGUGCUGCAGCACGAGUGGGUGCAGUCGUGACCCACGCACCGCUGCUCCCUCCCCACCACACACUAUGCCGCCAACUCAGUCCCCCUCCCCUUGCCUCGCCAUGUUUUGCUCUACCUAACACUGCAAUCUCACCUAAAAUGACCCUCGGGCUAUGCCUGACUGUUGUGUGCUUGUGCUUGGAACACCAUGCUCUUUAUAA